GUAUUCAACAGGUAUCAUUAAAAAAUGUGUUCGUCAGUCACCGUGGACAAGAUGAAGAUAAUUGUGGCAACUGGACUAAUCCAUGUCGCAGUGUAAGACACGCUGUCAAGAUUUCCAAUGCUAAUGACGUCAUACAUGUUGAUUACGCUGAGGGAAGACCUUAUCAAGAAUGUGAACAACUAAUCGGAGGAAACCAAGCCAUUAUGCUGGAUAAAUCGCUGUCGUUUUACGGCUUUAAUGGAAGUGCGAUAUUACAUUGUGAACAAACCUACCCAUUUUUUGAGAUAAAAAGUCAAAACCUCAAAAAUUGUUCAGCCCCAAAAAUUGUAUUCUCGAACUUUACACUGGCUAGUCGUGGAACGUUGGUUCACGUUUUAUCUGCCAUUUCUAGGUUUGAACUGGAAUUUAAUUUCUGCGACAUAGAGAGGUCUUUGUACGUUGUCCGGGCUAUAUCCUUAUCUUGCUCGAUUCAAGUGUUCAAUUCCAACAUUCUUAAUCCGAUAUGGAUGGCUUGUGGUAACCUGACGGCUCAUCUGAUUGGAUCAACAUUUUUCUCAUGUCAAAGUUCUUUUAUUUCCAAUUCUACUUAUUUUUCAAGCGAAGUUAGCUUACUUCCUUAUGAGUCAGCAUUGGAAGUUCAUAUCUAUAACUGCAGUUUUAUACCGAAGGGAGGAAAACAAUUGUGUGAUUGGUUUCUUUCAAUCAUGCUUUUGACUGGUAAUGGUAACAUCACAAUUAAGUCUUCCAAAUUUUUGAACUUUAAUAAUCAUGUGAAAAAGAUAGGAUUUGCGGCACUCUCAAUAUACGGCAAAUCUCCGCUCUUAUUGUCAACUAGCAUAGUUUUUGAUAAAUUACAUUUUGAAAACAUUAACUCAGGCCCGGUGGUUCGUUUACAAGUGGAAAACAAUCAAUGCCAUGUCUCUAUUUUUAACUCUAUGUUCGUAAACACUACCAGAGCACUUACCUGCAAGAUUAAUCUCUGCUCUGCUAAACUUUACAAUAUUACGUUUAACUCAGGAGGUUUCAUCAGUCUUAUCGGUGGUUCAUACCAUUUGUUGUCAUGUCAUUUUUCUCAAAAUGCUCCUGUGCAAAAUCCAAAUUAUCCACUUAUUCACACUGACAGCUCAACCGAAGUAACGUUCGAAAAUUGUUCGUACGAAAUUUAUCCAAUUGCAGAAACUAGUCGCAAUGGCAACUUGUUGAUCAGUAACAUGUUCUACGUUUUAUCGUAUGACUCAUCCGUAAGUGAGGUAACCGUACGUCUUGUUUUGAAAGGAUACUUCACAAUGAAUUGUCCCCCAGGUUAUAGAAUGAAUUUAAACACCAAGUGUGAUAAUUCUGGAGAUACACCAGUAUGUUAUUGGUUAUUUAUUGCGUUAUGUGAGCAAUGUCCGCGAAAAACAUACUCUUUCGACAGAGGAGAAGUUCAAAAUCACAGGUCCAACCACAUCACCUGCCAUGACUGCCCUGUGGGUGGGAACUGCGUCGAAGGCCAAGUGACAUCGAAACCUAAUUUCUGGGGAUACAAGACAAACCAGAAAGUCGAGUUUCUACAAUGUCCUCCCAAAUACUGCUGUGAUACACGUCACUGCGAAGGCUACAACAGUUGCCACGGUAAUAGAAUGGGUACUCUGUGUGGUGAAUGUCGAAGCGGGAUGUCGGAAUCUCUAUUUGACACAAAAUGUAAACCAAACAAAGAUUGCACAAGUGUUACGUUUUGGCCAGCGAUCUCUGCUUACUUAAUUAUUUAUCUCUCAUUCUUCUUGUACAAGAAAGAGAUCAUCAAUUUUGUACAGAAAUUUUGUAGUCCCAGAACACGAAAUAGUCUAAACUCUAAACCCAGUGGCCUCCUAAAGAUACUCUUCUACUAUUAUCAGGUUGUUCAUUUGUUAAGCAAUUCUGUUGGCUCGGAUGUAAAAGUUCAAUUCUUUGACGACAUAGAAAAACGUCUAUCCAGGGCAUUCAAUUUUCUUAUCAUUGGUAUUCCUUCCAUUGAUUGUCCAUUCCAAGAUCUUCGUCCUGUUCAAAAAGCGGUCAUCGUUCAUUCGGUAGGAUAUAGUUUGUUAGCACUCCUUUGUUUAUUGUAUCUUUCUAUAUUUGUAUUCAAGGUAGUUAAAAAACUGAGGGCUAGAUCCACUCAGCAGAUGGUCGCACUUACAGAAACAAUGGAUCAUAGUCCUAACCUGGCCGACCAGAAUUCUUUUCUGGGACGUAUUUCAGGGGCCUUUGCUUACAUUUCGCUUCUAAUGUACGCUUCGUCCACUCAAUUCUGUCUUUCCCUUCUCCACUGUGUUCCAGUUGGUGACAACCAAGUUUUAUUUCUUAAUGGUAAUGUAAAAUGUUACCAAACAUUUCAAUAUUUUCUUCUUGCUUACAUGAUUUCUUCCAUACUUCCAUUUUGUCUUGUUCCUGUUCUCGGCUCGUAUCUUUUAACGUCUGGUCGAAUUGGUGUGAAACAAUUUUGUGCGGCUUGUAUCUUCCCUCUGCCAUUUUCUUGUUUUUGGAUGUAUUUAUUGCUCAAGGACUGUCGCUGUGGAAAUCAGGGAAGGUAUAACACAAUAGAAGAAAAUGAUAAUGCAGUAAGAUCUGAACAAGAUAAUGAGGAAACACAAAGCCUUGGUAGUGAAGAAAUCACCUUUACCUCCUCCACUGAUAGGAAUGAAACCACUUCUACGAGAAGUAAACCAGCUGUUUGCAUUGAUAGCAAUGAAGCCACUUCUACGAGAAGUGAAUCAGCCAUUCUCAGUGUGUUGUUGGGUCCAUUUAGACCUCAUCCAGCUUUUAUGUGUUUUCCUUCUUCACAUAUUCCUUGGGAAGGUUUUCUUAUCCUUCGUAGAUUGGUCUUGAUUAUUGUGUUGACUUUCGUCUACGACAUUCAGCUCAGGUUGUUCCUAGCUUUAAUAUUGUGUGUUGCCAUUCUAAUCUUGCAUAUGUUUGUGUAUCCUUUUCAGAGAAAACGCGACAAUGUUCUGGAAUCUUUUUCUCUUGGUACACACGUGGUCCUGUGUGGUUCAACUUUAAUAAAAGCUCUUCAUUACGGUGAAGAUUAUUCUUCUUUUUCAAAAAGAUUGCCUGUGUUGAAUGUGAUUGAAAAGAUUAUUAUAGUCACUCCAGUAUAUAUCAUUAUGAUCGUUGUUAUCUUUUCUCUUGCUAUAAAGUUGGUAUUUGGUUUAAAGCUCUGUGUAUCAGUCUUGAUUCGAAAG
This is a messenger RNA of Paramuricea clavata, 3203 nucleotides long. The record is from the annotation of a GenBank genome assembly. NCBI's taxonomy places the organism in Eukaryota, Metazoa, Cnidaria, Anthozoa, Malacalcyonacea, Plexauridae.